UGGUGGUGAGUGAUGCUUAGUUUAGAUGCUAUGCUAUGCUGUUGUUAGGUAAUUGGCUCGUUUCGCUCGAUACAGUGUCCGAUUGACACAUUUGAGAGUCCUUCCACCGAUUGCCGAGUGCGUGGAGCUUUCUGCGGUGGAUUUGAGGCAGAAGAUUGCUGACCUAGGUUGCGAUUGGCCCUGUCGACGAUGAUUAGAACUUGACGUGCAUAUAUCUGAAAAGAAUCUAAUACUGUCGAUAGGGUGAUUCAAAGUCACCAUGGCGAUUCCCAGCUAUAGCCAAGGGAACUACCACUACGAGUGCUGCUCGCAGAAAUGGGGAAACCUUAGGAAAAAACACCUUGUGGAUAACCGCCUUCUGUGGGUUCUGCUGUUCUGUCUGAAUAAUGCUUUCCUGGUUUGUCUAGUUACUUAGAUGGUGCUGGAUGGAGUUUUGCAACACUCUAUAAGUCUUGAAACUGACAUGUUUGAGAGAAAAUAUAUGCAAAAUGCUGGGAUAAGAAUUUAUAAGUCACCUGAUGUGUGUCCAUGGAGAUGAGCUUCUAUGAUCUCUCAUCAUGCAAAAGCAGCGUGAACUCUGUCCAACGGAUUUCGCAGUGCCCCAAGAAGACCCAUAAAGCCAAAGUAUUCAGAAUAAAGAGACGGGGAAUUUUCACUGCGCCAAUUGUGAGUUUUUUUUUUCAUGCAUAUGUGAUGAAUUUUAAGCCAAGUUCUUGUCUUAUGUAUGCAGGCAUUAAGAAAACAUACUGGAUUACUUGCAAUGUUGACCGCGACGUACAUCAAUUACCUCUGGAUCGGAAAAGAUACCCAAGCAAUUUUGUAGUGAGGCCACAUGAUCUGAACAGAUUGCUUGCAAAUUUUCAGUCAUCUCUUCAGGAAACCACUAUCAUUGCAACUGAGCGCAACUCCGAACCUUCUGAUGCUGCUAGUGAAUUUGGUGGGAAAGCUGUUGAGUCCCGAAGCUACAUUGAUUCUACCAAAGGUAGACAUGAACUUUACUCUUUUCAACCGAACAUGGAGAAGAAUAUCAUGGUUCAGAUUCUGGUUGCAGAGAACGACUCUUUGCUGCACACUCAGCUGUGGAUAGACCCUGCGGAAGAGUUUGUGCAGUAUGCUCAUAGCAGCAACCCAGUAGACGUGACUUUUGCUGUCAAAGAGUUGAAGGCCUAUUUUGAUGGCCCCCAAAAUUCAGCAUUUGAUGAAGGGGCCUCUUCCAAUUUUGAUGCUAUACUCGUACUGGCCACCAUGCUUAUAUCACAAUUACAUGAAGGUAAUACUGGACCUUCGGCAAAUGAAAUGCCGGGCCAGGCUGAUACUGGGGAAGCUUCUGGAGAACAGCCAGAGAGGAAUAGAACAAGUGCUUCCGAGAUUCCAUCUAAUCAUACCAGAAUAUGGUCUGAACUCUCGGGAAGUGCUGCGAAAAAUGGUGGUGGUUCUGAUGGAAGGCGAGUUCCAGACGAAAGGAUCUUAAAAGCCGGUGGUCAGUCGAGAAUCGAAAGGAUUAGCACCAUUCAAUUAUCAGAAGCUACAUCAUCUGAAGGAAACAUCCAAACUGAUGGACAUGGUUUUUCACAACGUCAUCCAAGUAAUUGGGUUGAGGCCAAUGAAGAUGAGGAUGAUGAUAACAAGGAUGGUGAUGAACUCUGUGUUCGAUCAACCCACCAUAGUUUGAAGAUCAACAGCAUUAUGUUUCCUGUUUAACUAUGAUAACCUUGCUCUCUGAGUUUUACGGUAUUAAGUUGAUGUGCUUUGCUGGGUGAGGUAUCGGUAUAGGUAUGUUUCUGCACUUUUAUUCUGUCACAACUCGUUCCUGGCUUCCUGCCAAGAAAAAAAGAGCAGUGCCGAUAGAUCCUACAAGAGUCACUUGCUUUAUGGACAGAACCUGCAGUUUAGAACUAUUGGAGAAUGGAGAUGGUGUUGAAAUUGCUUGUAGUUUUUUCAUUUGUACUAACCCAAAUAGAUCCCUUGCCGUAAAAAGCUUUUCUGUUUUGUCUUUUGGAAACCAUUUUAAGUUAAUCGGUGUAUAUUAAAAAGGAAGGGGUCAAAAGGUUUUUGAGAUGUUCAUUUCCUAAAAUCACAUUCUAGAAUGAUUACGUCAUUUUCAAACUCCAAUCAAUUCAGUUUAACUUUUCCUUGUCAGUUGUUUCCAUUAUCUAUACUCAUCGGUGGCAAAUUUCUGGUGUUCUAAUUUGUGUUAAUAUUUUCUGCUGAGGUAAUUUGUGACAGUGUCAAGGUAUCAAAAAAAUUACUUAAAGCUCGGAUAAGCAGUUUGUUCCGCAGGAUAAGUCCAUGUAAAUUUCAGGACACGCAAGUCCUUGUGUCUGACUUUGUCCUCACACAUUUUGGAUCUUGGCAUCAUGUCAUUUUAUGUUGCAUUUGUCACCUCCACCUACGGUCAUUUAUCCGCGGACUUCAACCUUCAAGGCAAAUGUCUUGAUGUCUGUUCAGUUUUAUUCUGUCCCAUAUGCACAUGAAAUCCGACAUCUAUCGUUUCAUG
Syzygium oleosum is the source of this 2497-nucleotide messenger RNA. RefSeq lists its product as uncharacterized. Gene Ontology annotation, biological process: mitotic intra-S DNA damage checkpoint signaling; DNA replication checkpoint signaling; cellular response to ionizing radiation. Gene Ontology annotation, cellular component: checkpoint clamp complex. NCBI's taxonomy places the organism in Eukaryota, Viridiplantae, Streptophyta, Magnoliopsida, Myrtales, Myrtaceae. The transcript has 5 exons. The record is from RefSeq and is a predicted model, not a curated record. Bases 529 to 1701 code for a protein of 390 amino acids.